Molecule: messenger RNA, 4672 nt
Organism: Acipenser ruthenus (sterlet)
Lineage: Eukaryota; Metazoa; Chordata; Actinopteri; Acipenseriformes; Acipenseridae
Product: T-cell activation Rho GTPase-activating protein-like
Exons: 14
Coding region: 89-2764 (891 amino acids)
Biological process (GO): regulation of Rho protein signal transduction; signal transduction
Molecular function (GO): GTPase activator activity
Source: RefSeq, a predicted model, not a curated record
CAGCACUAGCUGAAGUGGUCAGUCAGGACUGGAGCAACUCCUACACCCCUGAAGCAGCUGCUACUACACUCCACAGACAGAGACAACCAUGAGAAGGGGAAGCUAUGAUGAUAUUGCUGCUUCAAUAAGCCCUCAGCUGAGGAGUCUGGCACAGCGUCGGCGCUCAGCCCCUUCCCUGGCCUUCGGUAAAGCACUCGGCAAGCCAUGGACCACAGCCAGAGAGAACCUGCUGUGCUCUGUAUCAGUUGAGCAAUGUCCGUUUGUGCUGGGCCUGACCAGUGAGAAUGCAGAGCUCAUCCUCGAUGAUUGUGCACAGCUGACAGAGGGCUUACAGACUAAAGAGAGACAUUUGUUUCUGUUCAGUGAUAUGCUGGUCAUUGCCAAGUUAAAGUCCAACACAAGCUACAGACUCAAACACAAGAUUAAUCUGAGGGAUCUAUGGAUAGCCUCUUGUGAAGAAGAGAUCUGUGCCAUCAACAUUGAUCCAAGGAAUUCAUUUGUCAUUGCCUGGCCCCUAACAGUCUGCAUUGUUUUCUUCAGCUCGUCUGAGGUGAAAGAACGCUGGCUAGAUACUCUCCACUGGAAAAUUAAAGAAGCAAAAGGGAAAGAAGCUCCCAACGUACCAUCAACAAAAUUACUCAUGAAGGUGUUAAGUAGCAGCAUUACAUCUAAAACACUGUCGGGAGGUAAUAUGGAUUCCUUCAUCGAGUCUGCUUUGGAUGGUGAUGCCAAAACUUACCACUUGUCAGCGCCAUGUGACAGUGAAGAUGGAACAUGUCAUCUGAUUGAAGGCAACAAGAAGAGGAAGAAAGUGUUGUCUUGGCCUUUUCAAAUAAGGAAGAGUUCCACACAGUCUGACUCCUCCACUCGUUCAGACCCAGAUAUGAAGACCCCGUUAUUCGGACAGCCUUUGUCCAUGGUCUGUGAUGAAGAUGAGAAACUUCCCAAGCCCAUUAUGGAUAUUCUUACACUCUUGUUGAAAAAAGGCACCUCCACUGAGGGGAUUUUCAGAAAAGCAGGAAACGCAAAGAUCUGCAAGGAGAUCAAGGAACAGCUAAAUGCUGGAACAGAGGUUGACAUGGACACAAAACCCAUUAUUCUUCUAGCAGCUGUCUUCAAGGAUUUCCUGAGGCACAUUCCACACAGCUUGCUGUUGACUGAACUUUAUCUUCCCUGGAUGGAAUCAAUGGAGAAGGACAAUAUUAAAGCGAGAUACUACAACCUUAAACUGGUGGUAGAGAAGCUCCCAAAGCCUAACAUUCUCCUACUGCAACACUUCCUUUGUGUGCUUCACCACAUCAGCAAGAACUCCGGGAUUAACAAGAUGGAUGCCAAAAACCUUGCUGUUUGCAUUGCACCAAACAUGCUUUUGCUUGACAGCACAUUGUCUCUCGAAGUGCAAAAAGAGAUGACUGAAAAGAUCACAACUUUGACACAGUUUCUAAUUGAGAACUGUUGUGAAAUAUUUGGAGAUAACAUCACAUCUUUGCUUGAUGAGCCACAUGAAGAGGAACUGGCUAAUAGCUCAGAUACAUUAUCAUCCCACCAACAUGACUCUGCCUACGACAGCACAGACCCAGAUGCUGAUGGAGACUCUCGGAACCUAAGCACAAAGCAACAAAAAGACACUGGCUGCAGUCUCCAGGAAGAAAACAAUGACCUGGAACUAACUGAAACUGGACACAUUUCUUCAACUUGUGAAAAAGACCCUCCUUCUGACAUUUUUGAAACAUUCACAAAAAGAAUAAACAGAAGGUGCUCAGAGCCUAGCAUUUUGGCUCAUAACUCUUCAGUUGGUAUAAAAAGUCAAAAGCUGACUCGGAGCCAAGGUGACUUCUCAGUUGAGACAGAGGACCUAAGCUUUGAAGAUCAGCAACUUAAAAAGCAAAACUCAGACGAUUGUUUUGUGACACGCUGUUUCAGGGACAUAAAACCUGCAAGUCUGAAGCUGAGCAACAGUUUGCAAAAGGAACUGCCAACAGCACCUUCCUCUAAAGCUUCUUCAACCUGCUCUCUGGAAAGCACUUUUUCCAAUGUUUCUGACAACUCUGUCUUUACCAGCUCUCCUCUGGCCUCCCCAUCUAGCCCCAAAAGGUCUUUCUUUGGCAGGAACCAGUCUUUCUCUGCCAGAGCUACUGAUGACAGUGAGAAACAUGACAAAGAACUGAAGAAACACUCGCUGUCCUUUUCUAUAAGGAAUGACAAGAAGCCCCUAUUUAAAACAAAAAGUUGGGGACCAACCAGCUUCAACAGGAACAGCCUAAAGAAAGACUCUCAGAAAGAAAGCCAGUUCUCAUGUGACACUCUUCAGGAAGACUCUCAAAAUGAAACUGAUUCAGCAGAACCACAGCCCGGAGCUCGUACAGCAUCAGUUUCAACCGAGGAGGUCUUUCAGCGGGUAGACAGUAAAAAACCGGGCCAGCCCCCAUCUUAUGAACAGGCUAUUCGGAGUCGGACGUCUCCUCCUCCCCCUGAAUACAGUUCCAUGACAGUGCAAGAUGCUAGAAACAAAUUGUCAACAGAUAGAAAGACCAGGCCAUCGUCAGUAACAGAGAACUGCUUGAAUUCCACAACUAAUAGUACAUUUGGCUACAAGGAGAGAGACGAUAUUAAUGACAGCGAUACAAUAGUUGAAAAAUCAACAGCAUUCCGUCACAGAGCCAUGUCUGAAUCCAUAUCAAGAGCUAGGUAUGAUUGGGUGCAGCGUAGGUGUAGCCAACCGCUUUUUGAGGAUAUUUCAUAUGCUAAGGAAUCCUAUGUGUAAAUAUCAUGUUUGUUUACUGUACAGGUGUAAAUAUUUGUGCAUUGUACAUAUACAGACACAUCCCCAGCCAACACAGACUGGGAGCAAUGGAAUAAAUAUGUAUAUAUUUAUCAGCCUCUGCACAGAGACUGAACAUCUGUAUCCACAUUAAAAGCUACCUGUAAAUAGUUGAUUAGUAAAAGUAAGCUUUAUACAGCACUUGUUCUGUAUACAUACAGUAAAGCUAUGUAAAAAAAUAAAAUUAGCUAUAGAAUAUCUAUAUUUAUACUAUACACCAAACAUAUUAUUGUUGGGCUAACUUUUUUUAUAGUAUAAUGUAUUUUUAUAUAGUUACUGUAUAUAUUGAACUGUCAACUACAAUUUCUGAUGUUGUUUCCACUACAUUAAAGCACUUUUUAAACCCAUUUUUAAAGGUCUUUAGUGUGUGCUUGAUGUAAGAUCAUUAUAGGCCUGGAGUGCAAUAAACAGUGUGGGUGCAAUUCCAAAUGCACUGUACUUUGUCCGAUGUAUUGUACCUUAGCUACCAAUCUAACUUGCAUUUAUGUAAUUGUGAAGUUAGCCUAGUCAUUGAAAUAAAUAUAUUAACAAAAUGUAUUUAUCAAAAUUAUCAAAAAACUACCAGUGUAGUUAAAACAUCUGUAUUUUGAAGUGUAGACUAUACAUAAUAUUAUUUUCAAGGUGAAUCUUUGCAAUAUAAGCCGUUCUUAAAUAAUGCACUUAAUAAAGGUUAGUUUACCAACAACAUUAAAGUUUAGUCAUUUUGAAACCUGUAGUGUAGACUACGGGCACAGUGUUGAAAAUAGCUGUAACUAACCACUAUAUUCUUUGGCAGUUGCAUUGGAAUGUGAAUGAGUCAAGUCAGCAUAAAAAGCUUAAAACAUGUACAUAAUGUAAAUUAUGCAUUUUAGGUGUCAGAUUCUUCCCUUUUCUACUUGAGUGGGAGCAUUUUAAAAGUAUGGCCUGACACAUGGCUUUAGCUCCAUUGAGAACAGAGAGUUCUACACUACAUGAAAGUGGAAACCAGCACUGAUCACAAGGUCGCUUUUUCUUUGAAAUGUAGCCUUCCUACUGGGUAACCAUACUAUCUCCUUUUUCAUCAGCAGCAGACUUAGACUUCCUGUGUUAGCUCAACACUUUGUUUCAAGUUAAUGUUGAAAUGCUAGGAGAUAAAUCAGUAAACACACAUGUUAAGAUAGCUGAACAACAAAGAGCAACACAGUGACUAUAGAUAUUAAGUGUGACACAUGUAAGUGUGACACACAGACAGGAAAGAUUUGUUUAGCAAAACAGCUACUAAACCACAAGGCAAUAAAAAGCAGGACUUCCAGUUGUCCAGGAAAAAUAAAUUCAUCUGGCAGGUAGGAAACCCCUAUUUUGAGAAAAUAAACAUGUGAUCCAACACAGAUUGACUGAACAACAACCAUACAGUAUCUGACUCCCAGAAAUGGGUAGACCCAGUACAAUUAAUCCUCCAUUAAUCCUCUUAAGUAGUCAGAUAUUUAAUUAGAUCAAUAAUACCAGAAGUGGAAUUGUCCUCCUGGACCUGAAUUGCCAACAAAAGCAGAAAGAUAAACAGGUGAAUAUGCCUGCAUUUCAAACACCAGACCGUUCCAGACUAUGGCUCUUUUGGCACAGGUUAAUCAGGUAGUUUCAGGGUUCCUUCUUGAAUCUGUACUAUACUGUCUGAUGCACUUAAAAUCUGGUUCCCUUUUUGUAGAUGCAAUGUAAAAUAAUUGCAUUAAAUUGAAGUAGUACAACGUUGAGAAUAUUAACACUGCUGGUUCAAAAGAGAAAAACAAAGGUUAGUAUAAUGUAUGGGUACUGUGAGAUUGCAGAUUAACUGCAACUACUGUUUAGUUGUCUUAUAAUAACUACAUUGGUAAGAUUUAUUUUCUAAAAUAUUUAUGC